CGGCUCGGCACACGGCCUGCGCUGGGGCUCAGGUAGCGGCCAGGUUUUAAUAAGGUGUUUACUGUAGUCUGGCUGAUAUAGCAAACCAGCCCUACCCCAUGGCACCUUUUGAAAGUCUCCAAUCUCCCAACCCUUCCAAUGAGUGUAAAAAAUGGAUCUGGCCAACCACGGACUUAUACUGCUACAGCAGCUAAAUGCUCAGAGGGAGUUUGGUUUCCUGUGUGACUGCACGGUUGCUAUUGGUGAUGUCUACUUCAAGGCACACAAAUCUGUCCUUGCUUCUUUCUCCAACUACUUUAAGAUGUUGUUUGUCCAUCAGACCAGUGAAUGUGUCCGUUUGAAAGCAACUGACAUACAACCAGAUAUCUUCAGCUAUCUCUUGCAUUUGAUGUAUACUGGGAAGAUGGCACCUCAGCUCAUUGACCCAGUUCGAUUAGAACAGGGAAUAAAGUUUCUGCAUGCAUAUCCACUGAUUCAAGAGGCCAGCCUUGCCAGUCAGGGUACCUUUUCUCAUCCAGAUCAAGUUUUUCCAUUAGCCUCUUCUUUAUAUGGCAUUCAAAUUGCAGAUCACCAGACAAGACAUCCCACUAAGGUUACCUCAGCAACUGACAAACUUGGGCGAGAACCAAGGCCACAGCCUUCCAGGAUGAGCCAAGAACCCGUGUCUGAGGGCUCACAGCUCUCACGGUUGGCUUCAAGUCUGCCACAAGUGACCCGGACAAAUAUGACCACUUCUGACCCUUUGCAGUCUUCACUGUCUCCAGAAUUGAUUUCCACUGCUGGUAAUAGUUCUCCUCCAGAGGAGGAAGCCAACAUGGAAGCAUCUUCUUCAGAUGAACAGCCUGCUUCACUCACAAUAGCACAUGUCAAGCCAAGUAUUAUGAAAAGGAAUGGAAGCUUCCCAAAAUACUAUGCCUGCCACCUCUGUGGUCGUCGGUUCAAUCUGCGAAGCAGUUUGCGUGAGCACCUCCAGAUCCACACAGGAGUACCCUUCACAUCAAGCCAGCAGGGAGAAAGUAGCAUUUCCCUGUCUCUUUGUAAUAAUGCAGCUGAAAAAGAUGCCAUGGAAGUGCCUGAAGCGGGAAUGAUUAGUGACAGUGAGCUACAACAGAUAUCAGAUUCCCCAAUAAUUGAUGGACAGCAGCAGGCAGAAACACCACCACCAUCAGACAUUGCGGACAUAGACAACUUGGAGCAGGCAGAUCAAGAAAGAGAAGUUAAAAGACGGAAAUAUGAAUGUUCCAUCUGUGGACGCAAAUUUAUUCAAAAAAGCCACUGGAGGGAGCAUAUGUACAUACAUACUGGCAAACCUUUCAAGUGCAGCACUUGCGACAAAAGCUUCUGCAGGGCCAACCAAGCAGCCAGACAUGUGUGCCUAAAUCAGAGCAUGGACACAUAUACUAUGGUGGACAAACAGACUCUGGAACUCUGUACUUUUGAGGAAGGCAGUCAAAUGGACAACAUGUUAGUACAGACCAACAAGCCCUACAAAUGUAACUUGUGUGACAAAACAUUUUCAACUCCCAAUGAAGUGGUCAAACAUUCGUGCCAAAAUCAAAACUCUGUCUUUUCUCUAGAAGAAGAUAGAUCCAUUCUGCUUGGUAGUGAGGACACAGAAGCUGCAGAGACUGAUAACUCAGUGUUAACCUCCAUCAAAAAGGAGCAGGAAGCAGUGUUGUUAGACUGAAGGUGAAACCUAUCAAUUUUUUAAAGUUAUUCAUUUGUAUCAAACUAAUACUCCCCCUGCAACCAGAACUACGCUGGCAUGGUAAAAAAUUGGAUCUUGCCCCUCCCACAAAUAAAUAAAAGUCCUUUGCCUCAAGCCACAACAUAAUUGAUUUUAAUACAAAGGAAAGUGUGUAAAGGUAAUUAAGCUAACUUUGUCAAUAGUCCUAGUAAACUCAAAUUUAAAUAGAUUUUAAACAGAUUUUAGAUUAUUUAAAUGCAUACUUAGAUGCAAUGAAGUGUGUAAUGAGAAAUAAAAUACCAUUUUGGUAAACAAAGAAUAUAUAUAUAUUUAAUUAUAAUUAUUUUCUCUGGUAACAAGUCUUCCUUUUGAGAAGAAAUAGCAGAUGAUGCAGCGUGCUUUUUAGAGCUACAUGUACAAACUCUGUAAGAUAACUAAAAAAGGCUUAAAACUUUUCACCAUGAACCCAGGAAACUUUGUUUUUAGUCUUUAGUUUUUCCUCAAGUAUUCCCUGGGAUAUGUAUUUCAGGUAUCAUCAUUGACAUUAUGUCCAUUCAAGAAAAUUUAGUUACUUAGUCAACUUUGACUAAAGUAGCAGUAAUAAUAAUGUGAUGGCAAUCUUUUUAUAUGUAUAUAUAGAAAGUGUGUAAGUGUGUGUGUGUGUGUGUUUGGUAUAUACAGGUAAAUUAAUGCACACACCCUAUCUAAAGAAUUGGGCAUCUGCUUUCAAGUUCAACCAAAAAGGUCCAUACAUUUUAGUUAUUUGACAGACUAGCCAUUUUACACAACACUUAUUUUUAAAUUAAAUUUAAACUGCCCCAGGAUGUGUGCAUUUUUAUUAUCGUGUUUGAAUGGAAGCUAAUAUAAUUAGUGCUGUCACCCAAGACAUGGAGCAAACUAGAAAAUAGAGAAAUUGCAUACUAGUGAGCACUGUGCAGUUAUCAGUGCUGCAUUCACAUGUGCUGUAACAAUAGAUCCGAGUCAUUCCUGAUAUGAGAGGAGAGGGGAGACUUGAUCACCUUAUUCACACAAGUAGUCUCAGACUUCAGUGGGUCUAAUUGCAUGAGUUAAGGUGGAAAAGAUUUGGCCCUUUGUUUAAUAUAGUCACCUUCUAGCAGCAGACAGAGGGAAAGGUGGCUAUGGAUCAUGGUUGUUUUAAAAGUGAAGCUGCAGUGCUGGCCAGGGAAUUCUGUUGUUUAAGGGAUUCCCAUCACUUUAGACUCCAAGGCAAGUAUGCAAACGCUGGGAGGGCAAAUACCAUAGCAUUAGCUAUUGCUCAGGAUAGCACUGCAUCUUUGUAUUUAAAAUCAAGUUGCUGAUUUUUAUAUUUAAUUUUUUAUAGAUGCCUGGAUUUUUUGCCAGUAGCCUAAAAACUGACAGCAGUAAGGAAGCCCACUGAUCAGUCAUUGGGCCAAUAGGAAGGCUUAUGUAGGCAGAGUAAGUGCCCUACCAUAAAUGGAGGCGUGGGGGGGCAGGGGGGCGGGGCACAAACCAUAGCUCUGCUCUGUGUAUUUGUUUAAAUUGAGUAUCAUCCUAUUUUGUGUAUAGUUAAGUUCUCAGAUUUGUAAGUUUUUAUACAUCAUUUCAUUGAAUAAAAAUUGAAUUAAAUGGAA
Chelonia mydas (Green sea turtle) is the source of this 3300-nucleotide messenger RNA. RefSeq names its product zinc finger and BTB domain containing 2 (gene ZBTB2). Lineage: Eukaryota; Metazoa; Chordata; Testudines; Cheloniidae. Bases 152 to 1687 code for a protein of 511 amino acids. The transcript is spliced from 3 exons. Gene Ontology annotation, cellular component: nucleus. Gene Ontology annotation, biological process: regulation of transcription by RNA polymerase II. Gene Ontology annotation, molecular function: protein binding; RNA polymerase II cis-regulatory region sequence-specific DNA binding; DNA-binding transcription factor activity, RNA polymerase II-specific. The record is from RefSeq and is a predicted model, not a curated record.